This is a messenger RNA of Monodelphis domestica (gray short-tailed opossum), 4407 nucleotides long. RefSeq names its product chondroadherin-like protein. Lineage: Eukaryota; Metazoa; Chordata; Mammalia; Didelphimorphia; Didelphidae. The record is from RefSeq and is a predicted model, not a curated record. Gene Ontology annotation, cellular component: plasma membrane. Gene Ontology annotation, molecular function: protein binding.
GGGGGUCUGCGGGAAGGGCUCCCCCAGAGCCCCUGGAGGGCCGCCUCCGGGCUCUCCUGCCCAUCCCUGUUCUUAUCCCCGCUGGCAGAGUUUAGGCCAUCCUGGGGAAAUCCAACCUCAGAGCCCUCCCUUGUUGGUUCAACCCUUCCCUCCUGUCUUAAAGUGGGAGCCGAGGCCCGGGCAGUAGGGGUAACGUGACUUGUCCAGGGUCACACAGCUGGGAAGUGUGUGAGGCCGGUUGAACCCGGGACCGCCCGCCUCCAGACCUGGCUCUCCUUCCACCGAGCCACUCUGCUUCUGCCCUAAAUAACUCGUAAAACCCGGAGCUGGCGUUCUGCAUGGGCCAAGGGAGUUUCCGCCGUAGGAACCGCAACCAACUGGGCCGAGGCAGCCCCCCCAGACAGGAGCUCCUCCUUUCGGGUCAGAUUCUUGGAAGCCGGCCUGUGAGCCUGUUGUCCGGCAGAGUAGAAACGUCCGGGCUCCGUCUGCCACUGGCCCUUGGUUUCCUGGGAUGCCAUGAAGUGCCUACUGUGUGCCGGGGCCUACCUCAGGCCCUCCAGCCGCCGCGCCGGCCCCCUUCUCGGAAGGCUGGGCUGAAGGGUGGGCGGGCAGCUCUCCCUUCGCCCCUGGGGGUGCCGAGGCAGCCUCCUCCGGUGGGCGGGCGGGCCAGCCGAUGGCACCGGGGGUGCCCCCUCCCCUCGCGGGCCCCAGGAGACCAAUGGCUGUGGCAGGGCCCUCGUGACCACUCGUGGACCUGCAGGGCCGUGCGAAUGGCUGCGGUCAGCCCCGCGGAGCAGCGGGCAGGCUGUUAAAAGGGGCGCCGUGGGGGGGAGCCUGGGGCCCGGCUGGCAAGGGGGCCUCCCAGGCGCUCAGGUUGCCGGUCUGGCGCCUCUGGAGUCUGGUCUCGUCAGACCCCCUUCCUUGGAGCCUCUCCUCAGGGGAGAAGCGGUGGCUGGGCCGCCCAGCCAACAAUGCCCUCAUUCAGUCUGGAGGAGAGGGCACGCCAGGUGGGAGGCCCUGAGACGGGAGGGGGCGUGGAGGGAGAAGGGGCUUCUGUCUUGGCCUCCAGGAGGUGGAGCUGUCUGUGGCCUCCCGCCCUGUCUGUCGGAGGGGCUUGGAUCAGCUGCUCGUCCACGUCCCCCAGCUCAGACGGGGCAGAGAACUUGUGGCCCAGGCUUGGCUCUGCCCACCAUGUGGCAUCCUCUCGGCCUCCCCGUGCUGCUGGCCCUGGCUUGGCGAGGCCUGGCCCAGCGCUGCCCCCGCGUCUGCGUCUGCGACAAUGUCCGGAGGCACGUCUCGUGCAGGAACCAGAACCUCCGCCAGGUGCCGGCCGGCAUCCCACAGAUGACCCAGAGGCUGGACCUCCAAGGCAACGCGCUGAAGACGCUGCCUCCGGAGGCCUUUCUGGCCCUCCCGUACCUCACUCAUCUGGACCUGACGCAUUGCCAGCUGGAGCGGGUCGAAGAAGGAGCUUUCCGAGGCCUGGGCCGACUGGUCUACCUCAACCUGGCCUCCAACCGGCUCUCGGCGCUCUACCAGGAGGCCCUGGCCGGCCUGGGCUCCCUGAGGCAGCUGCUUCUGGAGCACAACCGGCUCGAGGAGAUGCGCCCGGGAGCCUUCAGCCAGCUGGGCUCCCUGGGCCUCCUCAGCUUGGCCCACAACUCGCUGGUCUACCUGCCCGACAUGGCCUUCCAGGGGCUGCUGCAGGCCCGCUGGCUGCGCCUCUCCCACAACGCCCUGAACGUCUUGGCGCCCGAGGCGCUGGCCGGCCUGCCGCGCCUGCGGCGGCUCAGCCUGGAUCACAACGAGCUGCAGGCCCUGCCCGGGGAGGCCCUGUCUCGGCCCCAAGGGCUGCUUCAGCUGGAGCUGGGCCACAACCCGCUCAGCUACGUGGGCGAGGAGGACGGGCUGGCCCUGGAGGCCCUGCGGCAGCUGUCGCUCGACCACGGCGCCCUGCAGGAUGUGGGGGCCGCUGCCUUUGCCCGCUGUCCCCGCCUCCACGCGCUGGACCUCCGGAGCAACCAGCUCGGGGGGCUGCCCCCGCUCGAGGGGGUGGGCCGGCUGCGGAAGCUCAACCUGACGGGGAACCCGCUGCGCUGCGACUGUGCCGCCAGGCCCUUGCGGGAGUGGGUGGCCAGGGCCCGGGUCCAGACGGACGGGCGGUGCUCCGAGCCCCGGCGCCUCCGGGGGGACGCUCUGGAGUCGCUGAGGGCCGAGGACCUCCUCUGUCAGAGGCAGGGUGGGAGGGAGGAGGCCCCCGGGCCCCGGGCCCCGACGCAGGCCCCCGAGGGGGACGAAGCGGCCGCACCCUGCCCGGCAGCCUGCAUCUGCUCCCCCGACUCCCAGCACAGUAGCUGUGAGAACCGAGGCUUGAGGGUGCCCCCCUCUGGGUUCCCCAACCACACCCGGCUCCUGGACCUGAGGCGCAACAACUUCUCGUCCAUCCCCCGGGGCGCCUUCCCUGGCUUGGCCCACCUCGUGUCUCUGCACCUCCAGAGCUGCGGCAUCACCCAUCUGGCGCCAGGCGCCCUGCGCGGAUUGGGCCAGCUGGUCUACCUCUACCUCUCCAACAACCGGCUCUCGGGGCUCCGUGCCGCCGCCCUGCAGGGCACCCCCCGGCUCCGCUACCUCUACCUGGAUGGCAACCGCUUCACGAGGCCGCCCAGGGCUGCCCUGCAGGUCCUGCCCCAGCUCUUCUCCCUCCACCUAGAACACAACGCUGUCCAGCAGCUGGCCCUGGGAGACCUGGCCGGGGCCCCGGGCCUCCGCCGGCUGGACCUGAGUGGGAACAGCAUCUCUGGCGUGCGGCCCGGCCCGGCCCUGGAGCUGGAGAAGCUGCAUCUGGGCGGGAAUCGGCUUCGGGCUGUGCCCACGGCCGCCCUGGAGGGGCUGCCCGCCCUCUCGGAGCUGCGGCUGUCCGGCAACCCCCUCCGGGCUCUCCGGGACAAGGCCUUCCUGCCGGUGGCCGGCUCCCUGCAACACCUCUACCUGAACGGGACUGGGCUGCACGAGGUUUCUCCGGGGGCCUUCGCGGGUCUGGGGCGCGGGCUCCGCACUCUGUACCUGGAGAACAAUCGGCUGCAGACGCUGCCGCCCAUGGACGGCUUCAGCCGGCUGGAGCUCGUCACCCUCGGGGGCAACCCCUUCCUCUGUGACUGCCGGCUCCUGCCCCUGCACAGGUGGCUCGCCGAGCUGAACCUGCGCGCGGGCGCCACCUGUGAGCUCCCGGCCAGCGUCCGCGGCCACAAGGUAAGGGCUGCCGCGGCUGCCUUUGAGGCCUGCCCGGGCUGGGGGGCCAAGAAGGGUAAAGGGGUUCCGUCCAACGCGAGGCGCAACGCCAGAAAAACCCGAGGCUCCGGCAAGCGGUCAGGACAGCCCAGGUCAGUGCCUGCCUGCAGUGGUGGCCGGGGACUGCCGGGGUUUGGGGAGGAAGCGUUGCGCCCCGUGCAUCCACUCGUCCUUGCUUACAAAAGGAGCAGCGGGCCGGGGGAGCUCCGAAGCCGGCCCUCGCCACGAGCAGGCACCUUGUUAUUCCCCGUUUUACAGAUGACGCCAUGGAGACAGGCGGAAGUGAAGUGACUCACCCAGGGUCAUACAACUGGUAAGUGGCUGGGGCAGGAUCUGAAUCUGGGUCUUCCAGGCUCCAGGCCAGCACUGUAGAGCGCAGUCAACAAGUGUUCGGGAGCCAUUCUAGAAUAGUCAUCCUGGCAGCAAGGGCUAAAGCACGGCGGCACCGUGCCUGCCCCCAGAGCUGGCGGUCAAACUGGAAGGGAGAAGGCCUGGCACAGGCCAGGGUGUCCCAUCUCCCGGGCGCCGGCACACUGGCCGUCUAGAGUGUUUCACACUGUGCCAGCGGCACGAUUUGUUGGGAAACCAUCACUGUUUCUCCUGGAAAAGAGGUGUGUGAACAGAGGGAAGAGCUGGGAGGAAGGGCCGGCCGGCCAGGGAGAGGGGUCCGCCCAAGGCGGGCCUGGACAGAAAGGGGGCAAGAGUGGAGGAGGCGGAGGGGCCGGCGUGUGGGCAGAUCUUCUCCUGGCACUGGAGGACUAGUUGGCAGCUCGAUGGCCUUGCAGGCGUGAAGACGCUUCGUGCCUUCCCACCCAACCUCAGAGACUUCCUAGCCGUGUCCCCCCCCGGGCAAGGGUCAGAGCCAAGAAAGGAGAGGAACAGCUGGGCAGCCGGGCCGGGAUGGCUCCUGACAGGCUCGCGCCCUCUUCUCGCUUCAGCAGGUCAGAGCGUCCUCGGAGCCUCGAGGAAGGAGCCGGCGUGUCUGAGAGCUGCUGGGCCUCCGCUACCGUCCGUGCCCCUCUCAGGUGCGCUCCUUGGGAUGGGAGCUGGGCUCGGGCCUCGGCAGCCACGUCACUGCUCGCUUGUUCUCUAAAUAAAUUGCCAGCCAGCAGAGCUUCA